UACGGAUGUGCAGAGAUGCAGCCGCUGCCAGUCCACAGGUGGUGUGUUUGAACCUGGGGCAGCUGGGAUCCUGGCUGUUGAGAGUCAACCUUUGGUCCAAUUCCAAAAGCUGCCUUCCAAGACCAAGAAUCCUAGAAUGACCCGAUUUUUAUACAAGACUACAAGCACUAACACUACUUCGCAUCCUUUUGCGGACACCAGUGGGAAGAAGAACUCAGUUAACUUCCCAUCCAUCAGCAACAGAAACCUGUUGAGACUACCCCUUCGGUAUCAGGAAAAUCAAACUAAAGAUCAGGUGCUGGCCUCUGAGAAGAAGACUUCAGAAAUUCCUUUGCACCCUAGCAUUAAAACCCAGGGUUUCAAGCCUGAGGAGAAGUCUCCAAAGAAGCACAAGUCUCCAAGGAAGCCUUUGACAGCAUCGGAGGCCCUGACAUAUUAUAAGAAUCAGCUGUCUCUCUAUGAGCAAAGGGAAAUCUUGGGCUACACAGAGCUGUGGUUUCUGGGGCUUGAAGCUAAGAAGCUGAACGUGGAUGCUGAGAAAUUCAGCAAGACAAGUUUUGAUGAUGACCAUGGCUGCUACCUGAAGGUCCUGCAUGACCACAUUGCCUACCGCUAUGAAGUUCUGGAGAUGAUCGGAAAAGGGUCCUUUGGACAGGUGGCCAAGUGCUUGGAUCACAAGAACAAUGAGUUGGUGGCCCUGAAAAUCAUCAGGAACAAAAAAAGAUUUCACCACCAGGCCCUGAUGGAGCUGAAGAUCCUAGAAGCUCUGAGAAAGAAGGACAAGGACAACACCUACAACGUGGUACACAUGAAGGACUUUUUCUACUUCCGCAAUCACCUCUGCAUCACCUUCGAACUCUUGGGAAUCAACUUGUAUGAGUUGAUGAAGAAUAACAGCUUCCAAGGCUUCAGUCUGUCGCUGGUUCGCCGCUUCACCCUCUGUGUUUUGAAGUGCUUGCAAAUGCUUUAUGUAGAGAAAAUCAUUCACUGUGACCUCAAGCCUGAAAAUAUAGUACUAUACCAAAAGGGCCAAGUCUCUGUUAAAGUUAUUGACUUUGGAUCAAGCUGUUAUGAACACCAGAAAGUGUACACCUACAUCCAGAGCCGGUUCUACCGAUCCCCGGAGGUGAUCCUGGGCCACCCCUACAACAUGGCCAUUGACAUGUGGAGUCUGGGCUGCAUCAUGGCCGAGCUGUACACCGGCUGCCCUCUCUUCCCUGGGGAGAACGAGGUGGAGCAGCUGGCAUGCAUCAUGGAGGUGCUGGGCCUGCCACCAGCCCGCUUUAUCCAGACGGCGUCCAGGAGACAGAUAUUCUUUGAUUCCAAAGGUUUCCCUAAAAAUAUAACCAACAAGCGGGGGAAGAAAAGAUACCCGGAUUCCAAGGAUCUUACGAUGGUGCUGAAAACCUGUGACUCCAACUUCCUGGACUUCCUCAGAAGGUGUUUGGUAUGGGAACCUUCUCUUCGCAUGACCCCUGAUCAGGCCCUCAAGCAUGCCUGGAUUCAUGAUGUACGGAGUCUCAAACCAUGGCCUAGGCCCCAGACCUUGAGGAAAUCUAGUUUCUGUUUUCCUUCUGAGCCAGGCAAAAACAAGGUUCAAGAACAUCAUCAUCCUACCAAAAGUAAAAAAGGUGAGACCAGCAAAGAUACUACAGUAAACAGGAUGGAGGGGGCCACCAUGCACACGCUGGAUCCCAGGGCCCAGCAGGCGUCUCUCCCAUGCAUCACUGACGCCAUCCAGCUGCCUCCCAUAGCAGACACUCACAAGAAGCCAGAGGUCACUGUGGGGCAAGAGGCACCUGUGACCUCCAGAGAACAAAGCAAAAGCUCUUCUCCCCAAAACACAAACACUCUGCCACCUAUCAUGUGA
Octodon degus (degu) is the source of this 1870-nucleotide messenger RNA. It is a transcript of the gene Dyrk4, whose product is annotated as dual specificity tyrosine phosphorylation regulated kinase 4. The coding region runs from base 137 to 1870 and encodes 577 amino acids. Gene Ontology annotation, molecular function: protein serine/threonine kinase activity; protein serine/threonine/tyrosine kinase activity; ATP binding. Lineage: Eukaryota; Metazoa; Chordata; Mammalia; Rodentia; Octodontidae. Gene Ontology annotation, biological process: peptidyl-serine phosphorylation; peptidyl-threonine phosphorylation. The record is from RefSeq and is a predicted model, not a curated record. The transcript has 14 exons. Gene Ontology annotation, cellular component: nucleus.